Molecule: messenger RNA, 806 nt
Organism: Drosophila elegans
Lineage: Eukaryota; Metazoa; Arthropoda; Insecta; Diptera; Drosophilidae
Exons: 1
Coding region: 81-677 (198 amino acids)
Source: RefSeq, a predicted model, not a curated record
CAAAAAGAACACCAGAUUAAACAUCAUUCCAAAUUCCAGCAACAGAUAUCGAUUGCCAGCGACAACGAAAUUUAAUUCUGAUGUCGCGUAUGAUCAGCAGGGAUGAAAUCCCGCGGGAUAGGAGCUUAGUCCAGGAGUUACGAAGUGAAAUUAGCCGCCACUCGGCGGAAAUCAGCUUUAACUUCUGGCAGGAGUUCGAACAGAUCCGGUCCACUCAGCAGAAUCGCCUGGCGGAGGAGCGUUUGCAGCGGCAAAGGAUCAGCACGAUGAUGCGGGAUGGCCAACAGGAGGUCAAUGAGGAGGCUGAAGCUCUUAGUCGAUCCAUUAGUGCGCAUGGAAUGACGGUGAAUUCAACAAACUUACCAUCACCCUUGGCAGCAGCACCCACGGCCUCCUUGCUAAAGAACUCUUUGGUUCAAGAAGUCCGCAAUUUGUCCACUCGCCAAAAUCCGGGUUUUAAACGCAAGCCACAAAAGCAGAAAUUUCAAUUUUCCAGGACCAACAAGUCGAAGGCAAAGCCCAAAACCGAAGAUGAACCAACGUUGCCAUCGCCAGCACCCUCACAUAUUCCAAGAGCACCACCCACUUCAAGGGCCACCAUGGUAACUCCAAAUAUAUCCAAUGGAGUUACUCCCAACAUAUCAAAGAUGCGAUUGGCCAACAAACCCAAGAAAUAACGAUUUUAAUGUAUCCUUACUAAAUUGUAUUUCAGACAGCCAGAAAGCGAGACUUCAAGAUCAAAGAUUUUAAGAUAUGCAGUUUAAAUAGUUAACAUUGCAAAAAUAAAGCCUCAUGUAAAAGUGAAA